Trichoplax adhaerens is the source of this 1671-nucleotide messenger RNA. RefSeq lists its product as uncharacterized. NCBI's taxonomy places the organism in Eukaryota, Metazoa, Placozoa, Uniplacotomia, Trichoplacea, Trichoplacidae. The record is from RefSeq and is a predicted model, not a curated record. The coding region runs from base 1 to 1671 and encodes 556 amino acids. The transcript is spliced from 3 exons.
AUGAGUGAUUCAAGAUUAUCUCCACGACCACGGGCAAAUACGUUAUUUAGUAAUUUCAAACUGAAAAAUACCAAUAAGGUCGAAUCCAAGAAUAAAAUCUCUGCAUUUCUCGCCAAUAAUAAUCAUAGUAUCGCAUUACCUAAUCGUCGUAAAGGGAUUAUUCUUUUCUCAUUCUUGGUAAUAUUAUUUUUUAUUUACGUUUUUCCAUGGAAAGCACCGCAAAGAAUUCGCGAUCCUGAAAUUAAACCGCAUGAAUGUAUUCGUGCUGGAAGUUUAGUAUUACCUAACAAGAAUCGAAUUCGUAUCACUUCUUGGCGAUCUUUAUAUUACUCACAACAUUCCUUCUAUUUUCGUACCUUCUCAAGAAAUGGCGUUAUGUUAUAUGAAGCGGAUAAAACUAUGCAAACCAAGGAUUUUCUAGCAAUUCAAUUAAGGAAGAGAAAAAUAGAAUUUAUCUUCAAUGCCGGACAAGGAACCGUUCUCUUAACUGCUGCUCCAGGUAAUGGUCAAUGGACUGAUGGCCAAUGGCAUUGGAUUAACGCUAGUCGCUUAGGGGCUAUUGCCGAGCUAAGUGUCGAUGGUAUCCGCUUAGUUAAAACUCAAUUAAAUACCCAUCAUGUCCAUGCAGUGGAUAGCACAUCUGGUCUUUACGUUGGUGGUAUUCCAAAACGAUUCUAUUCUAAAUUGCAUCGAUUCGUUAUAGCCCACGAUUUUCGAGGUUGUAUUGCAAAUAUUACUUUAAAUGGAAGGAAAUGGGAUCCCAGUGAAUUUGUCUAUAGUAAAUCGUCCACGACCAAUACUAACAUCAACAAUUUAAGUAAUCAUUCAUCAACCAAUAUGGAUAGCACUACCCUAACGCCGGUUGUAACAGCAAUUGAUGAAUCACAAGUGCAUCGGGUUGAUAAAUUAAUUGCAUCGGUCCAAAAAUUUCUUCCCCUGACUGAAAUUAUCAUUUAUGACUUAGGACUUAAAGCAGCUACUAAAGCGAAGAUCAGGACUUACUGCAAUGUUCAGUUAGUAGACUUUCCUAUCUCAAACUAUCCUAGGCAUUUUAGAAAUGUGAAAUUAGAAGCAUGGAGAUCAGUUAUUAUUAAGCCUAACUUGCAAUCUUACGGCUCAGUUAUUUAUGUGGACCCGGAGGUCAUUGUCAAGCGAACAUUCAACAAAUUAAUUAGAGAAGCUAACAAAACAACAUCAGGAUUGAUUUGUAGAACAAUGUUUGAGCCAGUGACAGCUUUCACACACCCUGGAAUGAUUAAAGCCCUCGAUCAAAGCGUUAAAAGUUAUCAACUAUUACCUAUGAUUGAUACGCGCAUUCUGAUAUUUUCUGGUAAUAAUGCUUUCAAAUUAGUAACCGAAUGGGUUAGAUGCACAGCAGAUAUAGACUGCAUACUUCCUACUGGAGCUUCCUUAGGAUCUUGCCUUCCGCGAGAUAUUCGACCAUCGCCCCUUUAUCGUGGAUGCCAUCUUGCUAGUCGAUCUGCAUUAAGUGUUGUCUACUACAAGACUCAGAUACCUCAAGAUGCAAAAAAUUGGAAUAAAAUGAUAAAGUAUGCUAUAUCUAGCUCAGAUGAUGAGAUUUCCUUGCCAGCUCCAAAGAAGUGUCUAGCAAAAGCAACUCUAAAGCCAUCUGGGAAGCAAAUAACACUUGAUCCAUCGACGCCUCAUUAA